AUGUCAAAGAAGCCAGCGUGGAACUUCGACAAGGUCAGCUACAACCUGGAACAAAGAAACAACGUCGCGGACAAGGGCACAUUCCAGGUAAGUGAUCAGUGCAACAAGAUGGCUGACAAGUGCUUGGAUGGACAGGUCUGUGGGUGGUCUGCUGCUGUCAGAGGGGGCGAGGGGGGGGCCAAGAGGCUGUUGAAUGUCAGGCCCGAGAGCUUGGCCGAGUGGAAUAAAGAAGUGGAGAAACGGAGUGGAGUGGAGGUUAGCCGCCGCGGUGCUCGUUGUCCAGAUGACCUCUCCAACGUGCCUGCCAACCACUCGCUCCAUCAUGCAGACUCCAGCGGCUGA
Messenger RNA from Knipowitschia caucasica, 342 nucleotides. The record is from the annotation of a GenBank genome assembly. NCBI's taxonomy places the organism in Eukaryota, Metazoa, Chordata, Actinopteri, Gobiiformes, Gobiidae.